Molecule: messenger RNA, 573 nt
Organism: Schistocerca nitens (vagrant locust)
Lineage: Eukaryota; Metazoa; Arthropoda; Insecta; Orthoptera; Acrididae
Product: RNA-binding protein cabeza-like
Exons: 3
Coding region: 1-573 (190 amino acids)
Source: RefSeq, a predicted model, not a curated record
AUGCAGGACAGAUGCUGCCCACCACCUUCUGGAGUGCAAGCACCCAUGCCGAGUCCUGAGGACGCUAGGGAAGCAGAUCUUGCAUUGAGUUCCCCGACGUGGGCGGAUGACCGCGACGACGACGAAACCAUGGGUGCCAGGGUGGAGGGGGGCCUGCGGACGCGCUACUACGCCGGAGGGUGCGUACGCACGCGGGAGCCCGGGGGCGGCGGGGGCGGCAGCGGCGACCCUGCAGCCGGCGCGACGCGACGCCAGGGGCAACGAACCGGCGGCGGCGGCGGCGGCGGUGGUGGGAGGCGCGGGCUGGUCGAUACGCGAGGCGGGCGGCGGCGGCGGCGGCGGCGGCGGCGUUGCCAGACUCCCGGCUGUGGCUCCUGGCGGGAGCGGAGGGGCGGCGGGGGCGGAGGCGGAGGAUCAAUCGCGUUAGCGGAAUGGGCUCCGCAGAAUGAGGGCGAGGAGCUCAGCCCAGCGCUCGAGGGCGGCGGAAACGACGCGACGCGCCGUUGGGCGGGCGGCGAGUCUGCAGAAGUUGCGGUGGCGGCGCCGCGCCGGCCUUGGCGCGGCAGGGGGUGA